Messenger RNA from Peniophora sp. CBMAI 1063, 1062 nucleotides. Lineage: Eukaryota; Fungi; Basidiomycota; Agaricomycetes; Russulales; Peniophoraceae. The record is from the annotation of a GenBank genome assembly.
AUGUCUCCAUUCAGCCCAUCCUUGGCCGCGAAGAUGAUCCAGGUGUCACAAUACCACUUCUGCUGCAUGUACGCUGUAUGUAUCUGGGACUGGAUCGUUAGUAUCCCGGACGAGCGGCGAUACAUAUGGAAAGCACAGUGGACUGUCGUCAAAGGUCUAUAUCUCUUCACGCGUUACUAUGUUCUCGCCGUCAUGCCUUACAUACUGUGGGAGUUCUGCACCAAUCACGAGUGGAGCUUUUGUAGCUGGGCAUACAAAAUCCCUGUAAUCUUGGCAACACCCAAUCAGUUCGGAGCAGAAGGUAUUCUUCUCAUCCGCACGUACGCCUUCUUUGGUAGAGACAAGAGGCUCCUGGCGGCACUGAUCUGCAUGAUGCUCGGCCUGCUGUCUUAUCAGAUUUAUGUAGCAACGUCAGCCAUGAUACCACUUCCCUUCCUUGGAAAUACUGGCCCCUGUUUGCCGAGAUCCAUACCUGGCCAGGCUCAGAUCCUUGGUUACUUCGUUGCACCGCUUUCAUUCGAUACCAUCAUUACCGUCAUCACGCUGGUCAAGACCUUGUCAAUGCGUCAACGCGGCGGUUCGGCCAGUCAAACUAUCCAGGUGUUCUUGAAGGAGGGCUUUUUCUACUACUUCUUUAUCUCCGGCGCCAACCUGAUGAACGGUAUCUUCUACUUCCAACCACACUCGGAGAUGUCUGCGAUCAUGAUCCCGUUGAGCAUCAUGUUAAGCCCCAUCCUGGCUUGCCGGAUGAUCAUAGACAUUCGUGCUCGCGCCGACUCGCACAACUUUUUCCCGACCAAUGAUCAAUACCCAACGGCCCGUCAUCCAGCGCCAGUGCUCUUUGGCGCUCAUCCUGACCCCAUUCCCACCAGUCCCGCUACCGCCGGAGCCGAAGAGAACGUCUUUACCACACAGGUUAACGAGCUAAGCGCGGUCUCGAAUUCUGAUGACAAGCGUUCUGUCGUCCUCACUACCACCUACCUCGCUGGACAGCUCUCCUGUGAGCGCUCGUUUCCUGAUGAGAGCGUCUAUGUUGACGCGGAGAAGGCCGUGGCUAUAUAG